Molecule: messenger RNA, 693 nt
Organism: Lolium rigidum
Lineage: Eukaryota; Viridiplantae; Streptophyta; Magnoliopsida; Poales; Poaceae
Exons: 1
Coding region: 26-607 (193 amino acids)
Source: RefSeq, a predicted model, not a curated record
ACGCCCAGAUCCUCCUAACCAAGCCAUGGAGCACGGCGACACUGCCGCCGGCAGCGGCGGCGGCCGGGGAACAAGCAUCCAGGUAACGGCCCUAGACGGCAUCGUGAACGUGAACUCCCUCUUCACGCUCGCCGCCUUCCUCGGCCUGGCCUGGCGCCCCUCCUCCGACGGGCCCGGCCUCGCCGACGGCGCCGACCGCCUGGGCGCCUGCGCCGCGGGGGACCGCAUCGAGUCCGACCUCGUCACCUUCCACGUCCUCGCCUUCGCCUGCUUCCUCUUCUCCAGCCUCGUCGCGCUCUGCCUCAAGCAGAUCGUCCGCACCUUCCCGCACUACCGGCACGCCGCCGCCGGAUCCGCCGUCAGCUGGACCGCCAAGAUCAACCGGGCGGCGCUCCGGGUGGGGAUUCUCUCGUCGGCGGUGGGCUCCGUGUGCGGCUGUGGGUUCCUCAUGAUGGCCCUCGUCAACGUGGUGCAGGUCAAGCUCGGCCGCCUUGGGUGCGGCGCCGGCGGCUCCGCGGCGUGGGGCGCCGUCAUCCCGCUCGUCACGCUCGUGCCCACCGCCAUGCUCAUCUACAUUGCCAUCGUCUUCUACGCCUUCACCCGCUAACUAGAAUCGGAUCGAGUAGUAGCUCUGUAGCUGUAGCUCCACCUACACUUGAUGCUUCUGCUGAAUUUUGUUAUGCUGAGAUUAUG